This is a messenger RNA of Cornus florida, 681 nucleotides long. RefSeq names its product RING-H2 finger protein ATL22-like. Gene Ontology annotation, cellular component: cytoplasm. NCBI's taxonomy places the organism in Eukaryota, Viridiplantae, Streptophyta, Magnoliopsida, Cornales, Cornaceae. Gene Ontology annotation, biological process: protein ubiquitination. Gene Ontology annotation, molecular function: ubiquitin protein ligase activity. The record is from RefSeq and is a predicted model, not a curated record. The transcript has a single exon. The coding region runs from base 1 to 681 and encodes 226 amino acids.
AUGGACCACUCUUGCGACGCAUGGGAGGGUGAUUCUUCAAUCAUACCCAUCGCCGAACUACCCAGUCCAUGUAGACAAUUCUUCAUGAAGUUCCACGUUCGUUUCACAUAUCCUCCGUCCGAUCUCACGGACGACGAUGGUGAUGAUGAUUCUGAAGAUGAUUUUGAUCGCUUAGAGUGCCAUACACGUUGUAUGCAAUUCUGGGUUCCAUGUGACCGAUUGAUAUGUGACGACAACAAUACAUCAUGGUCCACAAUAUCAUCCAUGCUCUGUGACCUAGGUAUCCCCUUGCAUGUUCAGCCUUUCAUGAUUCAUCGCAUCCUUAAAUCUGCCGAAUCAAUGGUGAAACAAAAUCUCAGGGAAAAAAAAGUUCUGCCCAUGAUAGUGUCUAUAGACGUAGUGGCCUGUGCGGAAGACGAAGAAGAAUAUACAAUGGAAUUGAGGCAAGUACCGGCUAGUGACGCAUCCGUGGAGGCGUUGGAGAAGGUGAAAGUCGAAAAUUGGGGUACUGGGAUGAAAUGUGUGAUAUGCUUGGAGGAGCUUUUGGUUGGUUUGGAGGCAACCCGAAUGCCUUGCUCUCAUGUUUUCCAUGGCGACUGCAUUCUUCGUUGGCUCCGAGUUAGUAAUUUCUGUCCACUAUGCCGCUUUCAGAUGCCCAUCAGCAGUUGCGUUGAUACUUGA